Yamadazyma jaroonii is the source of this 1233-nucleotide messenger RNA. NCBI's taxonomy places the organism in Eukaryota, Fungi, Ascomycota, Pichiomycetes, Serinales, Debaryomycetaceae. The record is from the annotation of a GenBank genome assembly.
AUGUACUCAUCUAAUCCAAGUUUUGAAAGUUUAAGGAGUUCUAGAAGUGAGUUUUAUAAGUCUUCCCAGAUAAAUCCCAACUCAUCAGUAACAAACUUAAUCAGUUUGAAUCAUAAAUUCGAACAUCCAUCACCAAAGAGAUUUUUUCAAACUCCUAUAACUCCACCCAUAUCAAAUGCUGCAUCUCCAAUUAAAGAGAAUUUAAAAUUCAUCGAACAAAGAUUUGAAAGCUAUAAAGUGGUAGUGCUUUGUGUCAACUGGUAUUUAUCAUCAAUAAUAUCCAAUUAUUCCACUAAACUUAUUCUUCAAGAUUUCACAUAUCCCAUCACUUUAACCCAAUUUCAAUUUAUACUUAAUUCAGUAUUUUCCAUAGCAUUAUUAUCAGUGUUGAUGAACAAUAGAAAUCUUAUUAGUAGGUUUCCUCAACAUACUUUACCAAAUUUUGAUGGGUUGACUAUAAGGAAAUUUAUUACUCCUGAUAGAUUUAUUCUUAAUACCACCAUUCCUAUGGGAAUUUUCCAAUUUGUAGGACAUGUGACUUCACAUAAUGCUACUUCUAUUAUACCCGUAUCAUUAAAUCAUACCAUCAAGGCGUUAAGUCCUAUAACCACAGUGUUAAUCUACAGAUUCUUAUUUCAAAUCAAAUAUCAUUAUAUCACUUAUAUCACCCUUAUACCAUUGAUUUGUGGUAUCAUGUUAUCUUGUUAUAAAACCAGUAGUAACAAAGUCAUUGAAAAUUAUAAUAAAGGACUCAUGUUCUCCUUCAUUUCCAUGUUAAUCUUCGUAUCACAGAAUAUCUUUGCUAAGAAUCGAUUAACCAUCAAUAAUUUAUUACCUAACUCUCAGAAGGAAGAGAGAAAAUUGGAUAAAUUAACCAUUUUAUAUUAUUGUUCCAUCAUAGGGUUCUUAUUUACCUUACCAGUAUACAUUAUACUGGAGUUCAAAGCUCCACAUUUAUCAUUAGGUGAUUUAAACACUUAUAAUAUGAUACUUAUCUUGAUAAAUGGAGUAAGUCAUUUCAUUCAAAGUCUUUUGGCUUUCCAAAUUUUGGGUUUAAUAUCGCCAAUCAAUUACUCCAUUGCCAAUAUCUUGAAAAGAAUCAUCAUUAUCUUAGUGGCUUUCAUAAUAGAAGGUAAAUCAUUAACUUUAAACCAAAUUUUUGGUAUAAGUCUAACAUUCAUAGGAUUAUUUGCUUAUGAUAGAUGGGGAAUGAAGAAAUCUCUGAAGAAGUAA